AUGCUCCGUCGAGCCUGUGCAUUUCGAGGCGGCAACGCACUACUUGUGUUCUGCAUCGCUCGGUGCUUGAGCACAAAAUUGGUUCCCGCACGGGCGGCAACAGCGCAAAACAGCGCACAAAAGACCCUUCCGCCACCUGUAGUUGAAUCAUCCCUCGUUUUGCGGAGACGAGUGCGCUCCUUGCGGUUUGUGGCAGGAGAUAAACAACAGAAGCAACAUCUGAGGAAAGCGGUCGCUUCCGGAAAGAAGACACAGACAACCGUAAGGAAUAAGCAUGAGGCACUGAAGAGGGGAGCUAGCAGGCGGUCUCAGAAGCAGCCGGCGGCGUCCCGCAGGGUGUCUGCGGUGACUGCCUCGCUGCGAUCCAAAGUGACGGACCUCCAGACAUGGAAGGAUGUACGAAAGGGGCGUCCACACGCACAUGCUGUUCAGAAGAAGAAGUACAACAAACGAGUGGCGGCCAUUGCCAAGCUUUGGAGAAUGCAGAAGAAAAAGACACCAAAGGGCACUACUGCGGUGCCUUCCAAGAAAUAG
Molecule: messenger RNA, 534 nt
Organism: Trypanosoma rangeli
Lineage: Eukaryota; Euglenozoa; Kinetoplastea; Trypanosomatida; Trypanosomatidae
Exons: 1
Coding region: 1-534 (177 amino acids)
Source: RefSeq, a predicted model, not a curated record